UCCAACAAGUGACAGGAAUGUGCUUUCAUGUAUUGUCAACUCAUUUAUUUGCCAUAAAUAUGCACUAAAAUAUGGCCUUUAAAUAUACAAGUAUUACUUAAUUGAGAAACUCAAAAAAUGUUAUUUGAUCAUUCUUUUGUUUCCUAAUUCAAAGACAUGUCUCAAAAAGUUGGAAAAAUUGAAAUUGUUAUUAAAGGUGGACAGCCUUGGGGAUUUCGUUUACAAGCUAAAGCUGAAAACAGGUCCGUCGUAAUUGUGGAUGAGAUUGUAAGAGGUGGAAGAGCUGAUCAACAAGGAGAGCUGAAAGUUGGUGAUCAUGUAAUAAAAAUAAAUGGUAUCCAAUGCUUAUCUUUAGCAGAUGCUUUGCAGCUUAUUGAUUCUGCAUUUCGCACACUUACAAUUGUUGUUUGGAGGACAAACAACUUCUUAAGUAAAGAUAAGCCAAAAGAUUAUUUUGAUGCUGUGCAUCAAUUUGAUCAGAUGCCAAACAAUGCUCCUUAUGAAUCCCAAAGUACUCCACAAAGUACAUCAAUCUAUGAAAAUAUUAAUUUUACAUUUCAAGAAGGAAAACAAAGAAGCAGAAAAUUCUCCCCUAUUGAAAAAUUUUGCCAUGUUAAUAACAAAGAUAUUUUGACCACCAAUUCUCAACAUUUACCUUCCAAUACCUCCAAAGUGUAUCCUGCAAAGAAUGACUAUUAUAAAAAUAAUUUUAAAACACCAUAUUCUUGUGUAGAUAAAACAUUCAAAAUUGAACCAGAAAAUAAGGCUGCUUAUGUUUAUAAUCCUGAAAGGAAACAUCAUUCCAAAACACAGAAAGAUUUGCAUCUCUAUAGCAAUGUGCAACCACUUCCUGCUUUAAAUUAUAUGCCUGAAAUUAAUAAAUAUGAAAGAAGACAUUUUUCUAGAACUCCAAAAGAAACUAGGCAGUAUAGCAAUGUACAUUAUUUUAACAAUUCAACAUAUGGAAAGAUAUUUAAUAUUUCUGAAUCCCCAGACACAACACCUGUGCCAUCCAUUCCAAUUCAAGGAAAUAAUAUGCCCACUGCCAAUCAUAAUUUGGGGCAGUACCCUAUUAAUAACACACCAACCAAUAAUACCAAAGUCUCAACUGAAUAUGAUUGUUGUAGAUACCCCAACUGCCAUAAUAAAUACUUCAACUGUAAAAUACAUUCACCUCCUGAAAGAGAUGUUACAUAUCCUGCUAGACAGUCAUUUAAAAAUGAUUAUGAAAAUAUUGAUUUUAUUUCUCAACCUAAUUUUACUUAUAAAGAUCAAAAUAACUGUGAUAAUUUAAAUUAUGAACAAAACAUUGAAGAACCAAUUUUAAAUUCUGUGCCUUUUGGAAAUGAAAAGAAAGAGCUUGAUUAUAAAACUUUAAAAUGGAAGAACGAUUCUGUGCCAUCAAAUUCCUGUGAUUUUCCUGUAAUCAAAUCAUCAAAUAAUCCUUCUAAUUACAAAUUAGAAGAAUCAUUAAAUUAUAUUGUUCCUAAAACAACCUCAGAUACUCCUACUAACUCAGUGGGUGAAAAUUCAGUGUCACCUUUGUGCCAUUUUUCAAACAGUGCUUAUGAGACAAAAGUUAAUUCUUCAGUUAAAGCUGAUGAUUUAACUUGUCAAUCUCUUAAAGAUUCUAAUAUUUUUCAUGAUAAAACAGUAUAUGGUCAAAUUAACCAUGUGUCAUACAAUGUGCAAGGAAAAGAAUCAACAAGUAAAUGUUUAUAUUCUUCCUGGAGCAAGCCAUCCUUUAGCAAAAGGAUGUUUAGUUCUAUGAAUAAUGCUUCUUUUAUCAAAGAAAAUGAUAUGUUUUUUGGUGCCAGUAACAACUCUAUGUGUAUGAUUUCUAAAGAAGCAGCUGUUGUGAAACUCGUUUCAUCAAGACCUCAACAAAUAUAUGUAGAUGAAGAUGACGAAUUGAAAGAAAUUGAUGCAAACAGGAAUAGAAUUGCUGCAUCUUUUUCACCAAUUAAUGCAUCUCCACCUUUACCAUCACCACCACCUGAAAAUGACACAGAAAUAUUACCAUAUCAUGAGCCACUUCCAUCACCUCCAUUAUUUGUUUCUGAACAAAAGCAAAAUAAUGGCAGUGAAAGGGUUGAAACCAUUUAUGCAAACUUAGAAAUGUUAAAAAUUCAAUACUCUGUUGUAAGUUCUACUUCGCAAACAAAUACCUCAAAUGAAAAACAUUCUGUAAAAUAUUCAAGCAGUGUGGAAGAUAUUGCUAGCAACAUCUCUUCAGAAGAAAGUACAUCUCAUUCAGUCCAGUCGGAGUUUGUUGAGGCAAAGCCCCAAGUUGAUGAUCCAUUUAUGGAAAAGAUAUUUCAAAAUCAAGAAAAAAAUUUGAGAAUGCUUAAUCUUCCAUUUAAUAGUGCAUACUUUACUACCUCAGUACCAAAAGCAAAGCUUCUUACUCGUUAUACAUCUAAACUUCACCCCAAUAAGAUGACUGAAGUAAAAGAACUUUCUAAUGAAAAGGAGGAAUUAAUUGCAAGUCUCAGGAAGAAAUUAAAUAUUUUACUUGAAGAAGAAGCUGCUCUACAGGAUGAAUUGCGACAAAAUGAGGAAUUAGGAAAUAAUCUUUCAGAUAAAUUAGAUGGCACUGCCACACAAAAUGAAUUGAAAAAAUUUAGAAAUCAUGUCCAGGAAUUGGAAAAAAUUACCAACUUAUUAUUAUCCUUAUCUGGAAGAUUAGCAAGAACUAAAAAUGCUCUUUUGAUUUUACCAUCUGAUGCUUCAGCUGAAGAAAAGGUGCUUUUGGACACGAAGUAUAAGAAACUCACUCAGCAAUAUGAGGAAGCUCUUCAUCUUCAAAAAGAUAUCGAUAAUAGAAACAAACAAGUAUUAGUUUACUUGCAAAAGUAUUUAAAUAAAGAUGAGCUUGCUGAUUACAAUCACUUUAUUAAGAUGAAAGUCAAGCUUUUAGUGGAUUACAAAGAGUUAGUGGAAAAAAUUAAAUUGGGGGAAGAACAGCUUAAAGCUCUAACAAACAGUUAACUCAUUGAUUCUCACAUUGAAAAAUGACGUUUAUAGUUUGUGUGUGUAUAUAUAUAUUUAUAUUAAUUUAAAAUACUGCUGGACAAUGACAAAUUUAGGAAAAAAAAUUUUAACUUAUUAAAUGAAGCAUUUUUGCUAUUAUUGUUUGUAAGAAUUUUUGUUACUUCCUUUACUCUCAGGAAAUGGAGUGUGAUAUAUUUAAUAUUUGAAAAUGAAGUGAAAAAAAAACAAUAAGUAUAAGAGUACUUUUACAACAAAUCAGCUAAGACAGAAUUGCAUAUUUUUCUAAUGUGCCUUAUUUUAUAUUUUUGUUUAAAAUGUAACUAAACAUGUUACAUAGUUAAAGGUGUUGCUGUUAUAUUGCUUUUUUUGUAUUUUUAUGUGCUAGAAUUUUAAGAAAAUGAUUUU
This is a messenger RNA of Argiope bruennichi, 3399 nucleotides long. RefSeq lists its product as uncharacterized. Gene Ontology annotation, biological process: actin filament organization. The record is from RefSeq and is a predicted model, not a curated record. The coding region runs from base 157 to 2991 and encodes 944 amino acids. The transcript has 10 exons. Gene Ontology annotation, molecular function: actin filament binding. Gene Ontology annotation, cellular component: cortical actin cytoskeleton; apical plasma membrane; apical junction complex. Lineage: Eukaryota; Metazoa; Arthropoda; Arachnida; Araneae; Araneidae.